GGUUACGAUUCGCCGGCGGUUGCGGAGUCUCUCACCGUCGCAUUUCCUGUAUCUCGAGCUCGUGAGGUGAAUACGGUUCAGAAGACUUUGGUGGAGACUUGGGGCUUGAUUCGGGAGACCUUCAUUGAUCCCACUUUCAACCAUCAAGACUGGGAUUUAAAGCUGCAACAGACAAUGGUGGAAAUGUUCCCACUAAAAUCAGCAGAUGCAGCAUAUAACAAAAUCAGUGGAAUGCUUGCAACUCUUGGUGAUCCUUUCACAAGAAUCGUUAGUCCAAAGGAGUAUCAAAGUUUCAGGAUUGGCAGUGAUGGGAAUUUGCAAGGAGUAGGACUUUUCAUAAAUGUUGAACCAAGAACGGGACACCUGGUUGUUUUAUCUUGUGUUGAGGGCAGCCCAGCAGCCCGAGCUGGCAUACAUGAAGGGGAUGAAUUGGUAGAGAUAGAUGGAGAGAACGUUUCUGGAAUAAAUGGUGAAACUGCAGCUCAGAAGCUUCGGGGACGUGCAGGCAGUACUGUUAGAGUAAAGCUUUACAGUGGGACAGAUGGUGGAAGCAUGUCGGGUGUUAGAGAGGUAAACCUGCCUCGCGAAGUAAUUAAGCUGUCCCCUAUCUCCAGUAGAAUCAUCUCUCAUAGAUCAGGUGAGGGAAAUGAGUUGAAGACUGGAUAUGUGAGGCUAUCUGCAUUCUCCCAGACUGCUGCUGCUGAAAUGGAGAGUGCUAUUCAAGAUAUGGAAAACCAAGGAGUUCAGUCAUACAUACUGGAUUUACGUAAUAAUCCGGGAGGCUUGGUGAAAGCUGGACUUGAUGUUGCUCAAAUAUGGUUAGAUGGAGAUGAAACUUUGGUCAAUACAAUUGACAGGGAGGGAAAUAUGUUACCGAUCAACAUGGUGAAUGGUCAUGCCUUAACCCAUGACCCACUUGUUGUGCUUGUGAAUGAAGGAAGCGCAAGUGCAAGUGAAAUUUUGGCUGGAGCACUACGUGAUAAUGGCCGUGCUAUUCUCGUAGGGCACAGAACCUUUGGUAAAGGAAAAAUUCAGAGUGUGACAGAACUUCACGAUGGUUCAGCAUUGUUCAUCACUGUGGCUAAGUAUUUGUCACCGGCACUACAUGACAUUGAUCAGGUUGGCAUUGCACCAGACGUGCAAUGCACUCCGGAUUUGUUAACUUCUUCUUCAAGGUCAUCAUCAUCAUCCAUAUCUAAGGAUAAAGGCCCAGGUUCCUCCUUGGAGGCAGAUUCUUGCAUCCUGGUGGCAGAGCAUGAGUUGGAAGUCCAAAAAUCCAAGGGGACAGCUUCUUGA
This is a messenger RNA of Asparagus officinalis (garden asparagus), 1296 nucleotides long. Its product is annotated as carboxyl-terminal-processing peptidase 3, chloroplastic. Gene Ontology annotation, molecular function: protein binding; endopeptidase activity; serine-type peptidase activity. The record is from RefSeq and is a predicted model, not a curated record. The transcript is spliced from 12 exons. Gene Ontology annotation, biological process: proteolysis. The coding region runs from base 175 to 1296 and encodes 373 amino acids. NCBI's taxonomy places the organism in Eukaryota, Viridiplantae, Streptophyta, Magnoliopsida, Asparagales, Asparagaceae.